This is a messenger RNA of Fusarium odoratissimum NRRL 54006, 879 nucleotides long. RefSeq lists its product as uncharacterized. Bases 1 to 879 code for a protein of 292 amino acids. The transcript is spliced from 2 exons. NCBI's taxonomy places the organism in Eukaryota, Fungi, Ascomycota, Sordariomycetes, Hypocreales, Nectriaceae. The record is from RefSeq and is a predicted model, not a curated record. Gene Ontology annotation, molecular function: methyltransferase activity.
AUGUCAGAAGCUGUAUACUCAACACCAGAGUGGUAUCUCAAAGCCCAGGAUCAAGACGUGAGCAGUGACAUAGGCCGAUUGACCAUUUAUCAUCUUGGUUUCAAGCAGGCAGCAGAAGAGAAACUAAUAUUCCCACCGAUUGACUUCUCAACGCAGUCUCGAGCUGUACUCGAUGUCGGGACUGCGGACGGUCUCUGGAUGCGUGAUAUACAGUCCUCGAUUCCUAAGCCAGCUCAAGGUGAACAUACCUUCAUCGGCACUGACAUCAAUACUUCUUUCUUCCCAAAUACGACCACAGAUGGCAUUAGCUAUGUAAAGCAAGACAUCAACGAUCCUGCGCCAGAAUCGUGGAGUGGAUCUUUUGAUCUCAUCAACAUGCGUAUGAUUCUCAUCGCCGCUGGUUCCGGCUCAGCUCAACGCGCCGUGGUGAAUGAACACAUCAAACUUCUCAAACCAGGUGGAUGGAUCCAAAUUGGCGACUGCGAUCGUAUCUGCCCAACUCCCGAGACUGAGAACCCGAGGUAUCACGAUAUGUUUGCGUGUAUCAGAGCUGUCUGCCAAGCCUCAGGUUUAGAUCCUCUCGAAGCACCAAAGAUGAAGUCUUGGUUGGUUGAAGCUGGGCUAGAGGACGUACAAGAGAUGACAGCUAUGAGGGCGGUUGGUGAGAGGAACACGGAUGAGGAGUUGGGGAGGUUGGGGGUUGGAGCGGACUUGAUUAUCGCCAAGGGGUUUGCGGCUGGUGCCAAGACCUUGAGCCCCUCUUUGAAGCCGUUGCCGGAUGAAAGGCUGGAUUACCUUGCGCAAGAUCUGGAGACAGAGUUGAAUGGUAUAGGAGCUUACUUUCCCAUGCGCUUUAUUUGGGGCCGAAAACCACUGUAA